This is a messenger RNA of Naegleria fowleri, 702 nucleotides long. RefSeq lists its product as uncharacterized. The record is from RefSeq and is a predicted model, not a curated record. Bases 1 to 702 code for a protein of 233 amino acids. Gene Ontology annotation, molecular function: tRNA-specific adenosine-34 deaminase activity. The transcript is spliced from 3 exons. Gene Ontology annotation, cellular component: nucleus; cytoplasm. NCBI's taxonomy places the organism in Eukaryota, Heterolobosea, Eutetramitea, Acrasida, Naegleriidae. Gene Ontology annotation, biological process: tRNA wobble adenosine to inosine editing.
AUGAAGAGCACGUUCUCAACACAAGAUGAACAAUUUAUGGAAGAGGCUUUAAAUAUGGCCAGAAAGGCAUUAAAUGAAUUUGAAGUUCCUGUUGGUUGUGUCAUUACCUACGAAAAUAAUAUAAUUGGAAGAGGUUACAAUAAGACCAAUCAGACAAAGAAUGCAACAAGACAUGCAGAGUUUGAAGCAUUUGAUGACAUUUUCAACAACUUUUCUCACCUCUUGACGGAUGCUUCUUUCUUUACAAAAUGCACACUCUACGUUACGGUUGAGCCGUGUGUGAUGUGUGCAAGUGCAUUACUCAUAUUGAAAAUUGGAAAAGUCAUUUGCGGAUGUAUGAAUGAACGUUUUGGAGGUUGUGGAUCCGUACUCAAUAUUCACCAGCAUGGAAUUCCUCAUACGAACUGUAUUUCCAAUACUAGCAGUGGUGAUGAUGCAACGGUCGACCAUAAUCAUCUUCUUCAUGACGAGACAUCACCAAUAUGGAAGGACCAAGACCACUCCAACAACCAAAAUUGGUAUACCUAUGAAUGUCUCAAUGGAUUAUUUGAGGAGGAAGCGAUCGAAAUUUUGCAGCGAUUUUAUGAACAAGAAAAUCCUUCUGCCCCAGUUCCCAAACCGAAACAAAAAGGAUCAACUUUGGAGAUGGGACUUGAGAAAUCUACAAAAAAGCCUAAACAGGACACUGAAUAUACUCACUAA